AUGAGCACAUCCGAAUCGCGAGACAUCGAGGCUGCAACCACCGCCAUCCAGGCCCCCGACGCCAAGACCCGCCGCUACGAUCGCCAGCUCCGCCUCUGGGCCGCUUCGGGCCAGUCCGCGCUCGAGUCCGCCCGCAUCCUCGUUCUUUCUUCUUCCGCUACCGCCACCGCCGUCCUCAAGAACCUCGUCCUCCCUGGCAUCGGCCACUUUGUGAUCCUCGACGACGCCACAACGUCUCCCGCCGAUGCCGGCAACAACUUUUUCCUUGCAGGUCCCGCUAGCAUCGGCAAGCCACGCGCACAGGAGGCCGUGCCCCUCCUUAGGGAGCUCAAUGACAGCGUACAGGGCGAGGCGGUACUCAAGAACGUCAAGGAUCUGAUCGCUACCGAGGACGGCCAAGAGUUCGUCCGCGGCUUUUCGCUCGUCAUCGCACACAAUCUGCAAGAGGACGUACUCGAUGAGCUUGCACGCUUGCUCUGGGCAGACAUCGCGAACCCGCCGCUCAUCGUCGUCCGCUCCGCCGGCUUCCUCGCCGAGUUUUUCGUCCAGUUUCACGAACAUUGCGUGUCCGAGCCGCAUACGGACGAAACUCCACCAUCGCUCCGCAUUAUUCGACCGUUCCCUGCCCUUCUCGAAUGGGCCCGCAGCCUCGACCUCGACAACAUGGACCCCACCGACCACGCCCACGUCCCCUUUGUCAUUAUCCUCGUCCGCGCCGUCGACGACUGGCGAAAAGCGCACGACGGCAAGCUGCCCGCCACAUCCACCGAGAAGCAAGAGUUCAAGGCCUCAGUGCGCGCCAUGCGGCGCAAAGCCGACGAGGAGAACUUUGACGAAGCCGAGGCGCAGGCGUGGCGGGUGUGGAUGGAACCCGCGAUCCCGACAGACAUCAAACGCCUACUCGCACUCUCUCCCCUCUCCUCAUCAUCGAAUUCUGCAGAAACGCCAUCCAAUGCCAUCACCCCACAGACGCCCAAUGCGCCGUUCCACGCGCUUUUACGUACGCUAGGCGCGUUCGUGGCGGAUCCCUCCGGUCCGGGGACGCUCCCGCUGAGCGGUGCGCUGCCGGACAUGCGCACGGACACGGAGAGCUACGUGCGAUUGCAGCGUGGGUAUCGUGAGUGGGCGGGCGUGGAGAAGGCGCGAUUCAAGGAGUUGCUGAAGGAGAAGUUUCCAGAGAUCGAACCGUUGGUGGAUGAUGAGGCGGUGGAUACGUUUGUGAAGAAUGCGCAUCAGGUGCGGGUGUUGAGGGGGAAGCGGUGGGGCGCGUGGGGGGAGGACAAGGAGGAUGUUGCAUCUUCGCUGCAAGUGUAUCCUCGCGAGACGGCCACGCAUCUCGCGCUCUCCGCGCUCGCAAUUCUAUUAAAUGACAAGCCAGAUGCAUCGACAGUGACGACCGAGGCACUCAACAAGGAGGUGCGGAAGCUAGUCGGCGAGAACGUCGAAUUUCCAGAAGAUUUGGACGCUGCAAUUGGCGAAAUAGCACGCGCGCCGACUGCCGACCUUCCCAACACGGCGGCCUUCCUCGGCGGGCUCGUCGCGCAGGAGGCGAUCAAGAUGAUCACGAAGCAGUACGUGCCUGUGAACGGGUCCUGUGUCCUUGAUUUGGUGGAUUCGUGGACGGGUGUGGUCGGACAGUGAACAAGAUGGAGGAGGAAGUUGAAGUGAUGUGGUCUGGUACAUUGUGCUGUGUUGCUGUGUUGCUGUUUGCAGAACGUCAAACGUCGUACAUUUGCAUUGUUUAGUUCAAUAAAAGGGAGAG
Molecule: messenger RNA, 1762 nt
Organism: Laetiporus sulphureus 93-53
Lineage: Eukaryota; Fungi; Basidiomycota; Agaricomycetes; Polyporales; Laetiporaceae
Exons: 10
Coding region: 1-1641 (546 amino acids)
Biological process (GO): protein neddylation
Cellular component (GO): cytoplasm
Molecular function (GO): NEDD8 activating enzyme activity
Source: RefSeq, a predicted model, not a curated record